AUGGAGAGGACGACCAAUGCCUUUGGACGCAUUCCCUGCGAGAUGCUGCGACUGCUGAUGCUGCCAAGCAAAGGCCUCAUGGUUCUAGAGACCUUCAGCCUAGCCCUGCGUCACGUGGAUUAUGGUGCUCAGCGCGAGCACAACGAGGUGUUUGAGCGCAGCUUCCUGCGCGCGCUGUCGCAAUUCCUCAUUCGUGAGGGUGGCGUUUGGGAUGCCGAAGUGUCCGACGGCUGGUCGUGGGUCUACAGCACCUUCAGUGAUGAGCUGCUCAGCGCCCUCGAAGUGGUAAAGCCCAAGGUGGAAGCCGUGCGGAGCUCUUGGAAUCAAAUCAUCACCAAGUCGGUGAUGCAAUCUGAGUUCUCGGACGACUCACACGCAUCUGGCACUACGCACAUGUCGAGCCGUCGACACAGCGUCAGCGGCCGCACGAUUGCGAGCAUCCACGGGACUGGGGGCAUGCUGAGCAGACGCAGUAGCCACAAGAGCCACCAGAAGCGGAGCACCCUGAAUGCGGAAAUGUCCAACGAAGAUGGCGUUGAUGGGCGUCAGAGAGCUUUGGUUUCUGUUGGGGCGGCCAUGGCUCGGCGGCUUCAGGUGCGGAACACAGAGCUUGAACACUCUGAGACCUUUCAGAGUCAAGCUGCACGUAAACGCUGCAUUCACGGGAUUGGUUCAAGGAUUUCUAGAUAUUCUGCAUACCCACAUUGUGCAAAUGUGCAUGCAUACAUACGUGCCUAUGUACGUGCGUAG
Molecule: messenger RNA, 750 nt
Organism: Symbiodinium sp. CCMP2592
Lineage: Eukaryota; Dinophyceae; Suessiales; Symbiodiniaceae
Source: the annotation of a GenBank genome assembly